This is a messenger RNA of Wallemia mellicola CBS 633.66, 1077 nucleotides long. RefSeq lists its product as hypothetical. Lineage: Eukaryota; Fungi; Basidiomycota; Wallemiomycetes; Wallemiales; Wallemiaceae. The transcript is spliced from 7 exons. Gene Ontology annotation, molecular function: protein binding. The coding region runs from base 1 to 1077 and encodes 358 amino acids. The record is from RefSeq and is a predicted model, not a curated record.
AUGACUUAUAUUGGUCAAUUACCUGGAUUAUAUUGGGAUGAGGAAAAGUUAAAAUAUUUCCCGAUUACUAAGAAGAAGCCGAUAAUUGAUAAUACUACUAGUAAACCGGCAGAACCCGCUCGCCAAAUUCAAUUAACUCCAAAUCUAAUAAAAAAUCCCCAUCGAUUCAAUGAUGCAAUAAAUCUAUACCAUCAAACACUUGAUAGGAGGCUAAGAAAGCAACCUAAUGUAAAGAUAUACUCACAUUUUUAUCCUAUAUCUGCCGCAGCAAGUUUAGCCGAGCGGACGAUCGCUGUAGCAACAUCACAGCUUAAUUCACAAUUGCAAAAGUUUAAUUUGGAUACAGAGGAGAGAAAGUAUAUACUCGAAUCUAGUCCUGGUAGUGUCGAAAGUCUAAUCGCUAUUGAUAAUGAUGAUAAUAUCGGAGUCGUUAAAGUUGCUUACAAAUCGACUAAUUUGUAUAAAACUGAUUUCGACGGCCAAUCACUAGUGCAUUUACAUACUAUUAAUAAUUCAAACUAUUUUGAUAGUGAUUUCUUUGACAGAAGUUACUUGCUUGCCAUCGAUAAAACACUGAAUAGAAUAAACCAGCGUAGAGAAUUCGUGAAGUACAAGUCAGAUGUUGUUUCACUAUCUGCCUUAACAGAUAAUGAGACACUCUGUGGAUUGAGAAAUGGUAAUCUACAUCUUCACGAUUGGAGAAUGGGCAAUAGAGCGCAGCCUUCAGUGUGUUCUUUCGAUAGAACUGUUAAUAGACUGAAGAGGCUAAAAAAUGGUAACACGUUCGUAAUAUCAACAAUGAAUGAUGACCUACUAUUAUAUGAUAUACGUAUGAAUAGACUAACGUCAUCACUCAAAGGAAACAUUAACAAAACGGUAUUAAAGCAGCCAUUUAGUACGAUAUUGAAUGAUAGCUAUUUAGUAGUUGUUGGCGAAGAUACCAUUAUGAGAACCUGGUCACUGCGGACGUCAGAGUUGAUAAACAGCCAAGCGAUGAGCAACGUUAAUUAUAUAAAUAACUACGAGGAUAAUUUAUUAAUUUGUAAAUCAAAUCAAAUAGAAUUUAUUUCAUUCUAA